AUGAGUAACGAAUUGGCACUUGUAGAGAAGGUGGAGCUGCGAUUAGCAUUGGCAGACACAGACGAGAAAUUUGAAUCUGCUUUGAAUUUAUACCUGGCUCCUAUUCUCCUCAAGUUUUCGUCCUCUGAUGUUGCAGUUAAAACUCAAAUCAACAGAAUUGUAAAAUAUCUACUCACCAGAAUAAACACUUCACAGGUCAAGCUCCCUAUAAGGAAUCUUGUGAACCAAGCCAAGUCACCAAAAGUGGCAGCAGGUGUUGAUCCUACGGUGGUUCAGUCUUAUACAAUACUCUUCAUCUCUAAAGGAUUGCCUCGCCUCUCAGAAAAAGAGAGACUGGAAUUGAUACCGCUCAUAAUAAAUGGCAUUUCGGCGAUGAAAGAUGUGAUUGCCUCCAGGAUGUUCAAUGUUCUUUGCAAGAUACUCCUAGAUUGGCACGCAGACGACUCGCAAAAGGGUUCGUACCUCUCCAUUUGGAAUGUCAACGAAUCUGAUCAGAAUUUCCUCAUCAGCAAAUUUUCGGAAUUCAUGUUGAUGGGACCAGUGCUUCCCGAUGAGUCUCACAAUAUUCCUCAAAACCUCACGUUUCCUGGUCUUUCAAGCUCGUCUAUCUCUUUUUUCACCUAUCAGGCAGGCGCAACGUUCGAUUUAGGCACUUUGACGAACUACAAAAAGGCUAUAUUCAGGUUUUCCGAAACAGUGCUUUCCAAGUCUGCCACAAAAAUUGCAAUCAUUGCUUCAGCAGAUACCUCGACUUCACUUGCCAACGAUGCCAAUUCGUUCUUGAAGAGAAUUCAGGUCGAUUACGAGAAUAAAUCAUUAAUCGACCAAUUGAUAGAUUUAUUCAUAGGUGAUAGCGUUCGGCCUCCUGCCUCGUUGUAUUUGCAGGAGAAAAUCAUGAGUUUUUGCAGCCAGUCGCAUUUCGCAGCUUCUUCUCCCAAGGCUGCUCAAUUAUGCACGCUGGGACUGGAGUCUGAUUACCCCAGGUUAAAACAAUCGACGAUCAAAUUCAUCAAGUGGCUAUCAACUGCUAUGUUGAAAAAUGAAACUAGGCACGACGAAACUCUUUGCAAGACUAUUGGGCUUGAGCUAAGAAAUAAUCUCGCUAAAGAAGAUGCAACUAACAACACGACACAGCGCCGUUUUCAAUACGAGGCCUUGGCCGUCGUCCUACGAAGAAUCAACGAUCCGAAAGAUUGUACAUUUGUCGACUUCCUAUUUAAAAUGAUGGUGCGAGACUGUGCCGACCUUAGAUCCAGUAUUCAAGACGCAAUAUCCGCUUUGGCCCCUUCGUUGCCAAAGUUAUCAUCUGACGAGAAGCAGAAGCUCAUGGAGAUAUUGGCGUCCUAUAUUAAGGAGACGCCGACGUUCGAAACAAGGGACAACAUAUUGAGCUGUCGCUAUGCGGCAGUGAAGCUAGUGAACGUUUGUUUCCCAUUCAGUGAUACAAAGGCCAGAAUAUUGAACGUUCUCGCGCAGACCCAAUUUGAUAAACCCGAAACUUUAGAGGAGGCAUCAAAAGGACUGCACCCUUAUUACUUUUCUUUGAUACAAAAUAUCAAGUCUUCUGAAUCGCUAACCGUGGAAUUCCCUAGCUUUGAAUCCAUAGUUCAAGAAGCUCAGCACAUUGACCAUGCUAACAUUGGUAAGCUAAUGACUUUUGCCUGGAGGUGUCUCGUGAUGCAAGCCAUCAAAGGAUAUGUCACAGUUAUUGUUCCUGAUCAGCAGUGGGAAACUCGACUCGAAAACGCAUUAGAGUACGAUGAAAAGGUGAAAAGCCUGCUCUUCAAAGAGUUGGAGCGUCUGGAGGAUCCGUCCUUACGAGGAGAUCCGUCUCUUCUCUCUGCAUUUUUGAAAAUGCAGCUCGACGUUUUUGUCGCUGAGUCAAGUUUGGAAGCAGGCCGACAAUUGUAUCAAAUCCUUGUAUCGAGUCCUCGGCAAGCAGUUUCCAGUACGGUCUCUUCAAUCCCUCAGCUCAAAGCCAUGCUCACUGAGUCCGUUUCAGAUGAGGUAAAAUUAUACGUUUCGAAGUGUUUGGCUAUCAUUGCUUCUCAGGAUACUUUAGAGGAGCAGAAUCUGAAGUCUCAUCUGACUAGCUUAUUUAAUGAUGAUCAGAUCAUGGCAACUUCAUUUUUGAUUUCUCAGUUGGUUUUACAUGGAAAACAAAGAGUUGUUACAACCGAAUUGUUUGACGAAGUUCUAGUUAAAAUAGAGAUUUCCAUCAAAUCCUCGUCUUCCAAGCUUCAAAGAGAGGGUCUCGAAAGCUUGUCACAGUUGGCUUUGUUUGGAUGUCUGGGACCGAUCUUGACUCUGUCUUCAAAAGUGAAUUCAUACAACAGUAAGUUUGUUGAAUUGUUGCUGCCCCUGGUGAAAAAGCUUAAUGAGAAAGCUGCUAUCGCCAUUUCUUGUCUGAGCCUUUCACUUCCACGGUCAGAUACAGAAAACCUGUCUCUGAUUGAGUCUGCACUGUAUGGGACUCAUAAUUCAAAACAGACAGAUUUUUACUUCACAGCGGGAGAAGCCUUUAGCAUCCUUGCUGCGGGUGUUCGCUCCAAAGUGGUGAUGAAUAAACUGGACAUCAGAGAUGAAUCACUGAGUCCUCCGUUAGAGCAUGAUGUCUCUAGGUUACCUAGCAUACUGGACACUGUUAUUGAGGCUUGCGCAAACACGAAGCCUGCUCUGAGAAAAGCAGGAUGUAUUUGGCUAUUGUCACUUGUUCAGCAUUGUGGACACCUUGAACACCUUCAAAAUAAUUUAAGUUUACUCCAACGCUCGUUCCUGCGGUUUCUGGCAGAUAAGGACGAAAUCAUUCAGGAGUCAGCAUCAAGAGGUCUGAGUUUAGUUUAUGAAAUGGGGGAUUCAGAGCUGAAAGAUACACUGACGCAUGAUUUGCUUGGCUCGUUCACGGACUCCCGAAAAUCGACCACCAGUGGAUAUCUUCACGAAGAUACUGAACUGUUUGAUCCCGGUGUUAUGAACACAGGUGACAGUUCUGUGUCCACCUACAAAGACGUUUUGAGUCUUGCCUCUGAAGUCGGAGAUCCCGGCUUGGUCUAUAAAUUCAUGUCCAUUGCAAAAAGUUCUGCUUUGUGGUCGUCCAGAAAAGGUAUUGCUUUUGGCCUAGGUGCAAUCUUGGACAAAUCCAAGUUGGAGGCUUUAAUUGCCAAUGACCAAAAGCUGUCUUCCAGACUGAUUCCGAAGCUUUUUAGAUAUAGGUUUGAUCCAAGUCCUUCAGUUGCCAAAAUUAUGAAUGAUAUAUGGAACUCUCUGCUACCAAACUCGAAAGUGAUAACGGACAACUUCAAGACCAUUUUGGACGAUCUGCUUACAAAUAUGGGAACCCGAGAAUGGAGAGUGAGGCAGGCGUCGACAGCAGCGAUUCAAGAUUUACUCCGCCAUGUAUCCUUUGAAGAAUACGAGGCUCAUUUGGGAAAAAUCUGGACUAUGGCUUUCAGAGUUAUGGACGAUAUCAAAGAAAGUGUGCGGGCGGAGGGAAAUUCGCUGACCCGGUACCUCGCAACAACCAUGGUCAACAAGAUCUCAAGUGUUGAUCAGCAGACCUCCAAUGAGUCAAAGAUAUUAUCCCAGCUAGUGCCUUUCCUUCUAGGGUCAAACGGUCUGUUGAAUGAUUCCGAUGACGUGAAGAAUUUCGCUUUGCAAAUCAUUAUAAAGCUCGCCAAAUCAUCGUCACUCUUGCUGAAGCCUUACAUCUGCGACAUGAUUGAGCAAUUGACCAUGAUGAUGUCGUCUAUCGAACCUCAAGUCGUCAAUUAUCUUGCAUUGAAUGCGGAAAAGUAUAAUAUGAAAUCAGACGACAUUGACUCUCAAAGACUUGCCGCACUUGGUAGCUCUCCUCUUAUGGAAGCAAUUGAACAAUUGAUGAACCUUCUGGAUGAGGAGCUGAUGACAGAUUUUAUCAUUCAUCUUUCAGAUGCGGUAAAAAAGUCCGUUGGAUUACCGUCCAAAGUGACAGGGUCGAAAAUCAUCAUCACUCUCAUUACAAGGCAUUACAUUAUUUCACAGAGACAUGGGGAUGAUCUUCUCAAAAUUUGCAUGAGUCAACUCAAAGACAGAAAUGAAACUGUGUCAAAGUCUUACGCUAUAUCUGCUGGAUAUUGUGUCCGUAUAGCCUCACUGAAAAAAAUAGAUAGUCUGGCGAAGAAGUUGAAGGCAUACUAUUUUGAAGCUGGUGACAAUGAAAAACUCAAACUGCUGUCCGCCAGCGCUUCAGAAUCAAUCUCUAAAUACUCUGGUGAUAAGUUUCAGUCAAUCGCUGUCAGCUAUCUUCCCCUGAUUUUUGUUGGAAAGCAUGAUCCUGUCAAAGAGGUCUCUGAUUUAUUCACUAAAGCAUGGGAAGAGUCAUCCUCUGGAGGGAGCGGGCCAAUCAAGCUCUAUCUCAAAGAAAUAAUUGAGCUCAUCAUGUCCAACAUAGACUCUACCGAUCUACAGAUUCGACAGAGUAUUGCAUUGUCGAUCAUUGAGAUAGUGGACAAAUUGGGGCAGGAGAUCAGCUCUCUGAGUAACUACCUGGGUCAGCUCUAUGAAAUCCUCAUUGUUUCUCUUAGGGGCAGAUCUUACAAAGGUAAGGAGAAUCUAUUAAGUUCACUGGUUCUCUUGUCUACUAAGACCCCAAAUUUUCUCCAUGAGACAGAUAAUUCAAAGAUUUAUGACCAGGUCAAGCGUUAUAUCUUAAUUGAAGCCAGACGAAAAAACAAGGAAUACGCAAUUCACAGCGUACAAUCGCUUGGUAUUUUCUUGGGCACUUUCCCUGACGAGGAAAUGUAUGAGGAAUAUUUGGAUCUGAUUGACUCCUUCAUUCAACCAAAACCAAAGAAUGAGUCGGACAUGGAUACAGAUUCGGAAGACGACGAUAGGAAUUCAAAUAAGAAAGCUAAGGACGCUCGAUUGGAAGAAACGAAGAUUAAGCUACUUGAAAACCAAUUGAGCGCAUUGAACCCUGCGGAGCCCAAUCGAAACCUCUGCGAACACAUCAUGAAAAACCUAGUCGAGUAUUUUGACGACGAUCGCUUCCAACUAACCUAUAAAACCCAGUUGGCUAUAAUUGAAGGUUUCGCCAAACUUUUGGAAUCUUUUGAUCUUCUGGACAAUGAUUUGAAAAAGCGAAUGUUUGAUAUUUGGACCACUAUUUCGACCAAUUGUGCCAACAGAGAAAACCUUCAAAAUGUUCUGAUUGCAUUCAUAAGGGCUACCAGCGACUUUGCGAGAAUUUGUCCCGCCGUUUCUGAGAGCUGUAACAAGAAACUUGAAGAAGUGGCUUCUUUAGAAGUUAACUCCGUGGUCAACAUGGAGGUUAGCAAGGCAUUGAAUAGAUGA
This is a messenger RNA of Ogataea angusta, 5331 nucleotides long. RefSeq lists its product as uncharacterized. NCBI's taxonomy places the organism in Eukaryota, Fungi, Ascomycota, Pichiomycetes, Pichiales, Pichiaceae. The coding region runs from base 1 to 5331 and encodes 1776 amino acids. The record is from RefSeq and is a predicted model, not a curated record. Gene Ontology annotation, biological process: proteasome assembly. The transcript has a single exon. Gene Ontology annotation, cellular component: nucleus; cytoplasm. Gene Ontology annotation, molecular function: molecular adaptor activity.